ACUGGAUUAAUUGAAUUUGAAAGUGAUAAAUUCUUUCCAAUUGAUACAAAUAAUAAUUUAACAUUAUCAAUUCCAACAAAUUCAAUAAAAUCUUAUAAAGAUUCAGAUGGUAAAAUACAUAAUUAUCAUUUUUGUUUAAAAUUUAAUAAUAAAUUAUAUUUUAAUGGUACAAAUUUAAAUGAAGAGUUUAUUAGAUUCACUGGUGAUGAUGAUGUUUAUGUUUUCAUUAAUGAUAAAUUAGUUAUUGAUUUAGGUGGUUUACAUCAAAAGGAAUCCUCUGAUACAGUAUACUUAUCAAGAUUAGGUUUAGCUAAAAAUAAUUAUUAUAAUUUUGAUUUCUUUUAUUGUGAAAGACAUACAACAUCUUCAAAUUUUAAAUUAGAAACUAGUUUUGAUUUUGGUUGUCCAAUUAAUGAUUGUAGUUGUAAUAGAGAUAGUGAUGAAUGUAAAUAUUAUUGUGAUCAAAAAACUUGUGAUGAUGGUAAUGAAUGUACAUUUGAUUUUUGUCCACCUAUUGAUACAUUUUUUGAAGAUUCUGAAUUUUCAUCAUUUAAUAUGAAAUCUUAUUGCAUUCAUAUUGAAAAAGAGAUAAAUUUAAAGCCAAUUGAUAAAUGUUUAAAUGAUUUAAAGUGUAAUCCAAUAACUGGUAAAUUUGAAGCAAUAGGUGAACCAAUGAAAUGUAAUGGUAAAUGUCAUACUGGUGUUUGUUCAAAUAGUACUUGCAUUGAAAAAGAUUCAAAAUUCUGUUCCAAAGAACUAAAUGAUAAUGAUCCAAAUAAAUCUUUCUUUUGUGAUCCAAAUAUUGGUUGUAGGGCAUCAAUUAUUAAAACAUCUAAACCAACUCCAACUCCAACACCAACAUUAACACCAACACCCACACCAACACCCAAACCAACAUCAACACCCAAACCAACAUCAAAACCAACAUCCACACCUACACCAACACCCAAACAAACAAAGAGUCCACCACCAUGUGAUGGUAUAAUAUGUAAAACAAAAUAUGUUUUUAAAAAGGUUUGGAAUACUUUAUUUAAUUAA
Messenger RNA from Dictyostelium discoideum AX4, 1038 nucleotides. Its product is annotated as PA14 domain-containing protein. The annotation marks the transcript as partial. The transcript has 2 exons. Lineage: Eukaryota; Evosea; Eumycetozoa; Dictyosteliales; Dictyosteliaceae. The record is from RefSeq and is a predicted model, not a curated record.